AACAAACUGUCCCAGGCCGCACGGGGGUUGGGGGGAGGGGAGGACAAUUGUCUAUCAAUCCACGCAGUCUGGCGUUAGGUGGAGGACCGAUUAUAGAGCGGGACCCGGCCGGUGGCGCUCGAGCUGGGGUCGCUCCCUUUCACAGUUCGAGAAUGUAUCGGGCUUCUCGCGACGCUGUCUCCAGGGACUGGGAAAACGUGCUACCCCAGGCGGUGAAAGCCGUCAGCUGGCAGGGUCAGGAACCGGGAGGCCGGGAGCGAAAUGCGGGCAGAGUCGCCGUUCCUACCCCUGUCGGUGGCAGGAAGGUGCUCGGAGUGUUGCAGAGUAAUCAAGCUUUACAGCCCCAUCGCAAACCCGUUUCAACAUCAGGAUUUAACUGCAACAAUGAGAACUCUGGCCAGCUACCAGCAGGAAAAGCACCGACAAAACCAUCAUUCACUAUCCAUGUGGAUGAGCCUGAUGGUGCUUCAUGUCGAAGUACAAGCAGUGUUGCAGGAAAUGCUACAAACCUGACACUAAAUUCAACUGUACUAUCACUUGGGAAUUGCAAGCGUUUGGCUUCCACUGAGAGUGCUGCAGAUAUUAGCUUCGAUUCCCCAAUGAUGUUGGACAUGUCAAUAUCUUCAGUUGAAGAAAAACGGGUAAAUCCUAAUGUGUUACCUGAUUAUGCUGAUGACAUACACAAAUACCUAAGAGAAAUGGAGUUGAUACGCAGACCCAAACCAGGGUAUAUGAAGAAACAGCCUGAUAUUACCAACAGUAUGAGAGCUAUUCUUGUUGAUUGGCUUGUAGAAGUUGGUGAAGAAUACAAAUUGCAGAAUGAAACACUAUACCUAGCUGUAAGCUACAUUGACAGAUUCUUGUCAUCCAUGUCUGUCCUCCGAGGGAAGCUGCAGCUUGUAGGAACUGCUGCCAUGCUGUUGGCAUCAAAAUUUGAAGAAAUAUAUCCACCUGAGGUUGCCGAAUUUGUGUACAUUACUGAUGAUACCUACACAAAGAAGCAAGUUCUACGGAUGGAACAUCUUAUUCUUAAAGUUUUGUCAUUUGACUUGGCAGCACCAACAAUAAACCAAUUCCUUAAUCAAUACAUUGGACGUGAGAAAGCCAGCAGUAAAGUUGAGAGCUUGUCUAUGUACCUAGCAGAACUCAGUUUGAUUGAUUCUGAACUAUUCCUAAAAUAUCUACCUUCAGUUCUUGCUGCAUCUGCCUUUUGUUUGGCCAACUAUACAAUAUCGCGAACUAGCUGGCCUAGAUCAUUAGCUCAAUUGACAGGAUAUGUCUUGGAAAGCUUAAUGCCUUGUGUGACAGACCUUCACCAAAACUACCUCAAAGCAUCUGAGCAUGCACAGCAAGCAGUACGGGAGAAAUAUAAGAGCUCUAAAUAUCAUGGUGUGUCAAACAUUGAUCCACCACUUUCUUUGGACCUGCUGCUUUUAAAACAGUGAUGCUAUCAACCUUGUUUAGUGUGUAUAUAUUGCAUACGUUUGAAAUCUGAAGAGUAUUUUUGUACAGCUCAGUUUUUUUUUUUGAAAUAUAAUGUGGACUUUGACCAACCUGCCACUGCAACUUCCAGCACUGGAUAACUGCAAUUUAACUUGCUAACUUCUGUGGGAUAUUACAACAGCUGAAAUAUGUUUUAUACUUGUACAUUUCUGAAUUAUGAACACGUGCAAUCCCAUUGCACACAACUUUUUAUAUUUAGAGCUAAAAUAACCAAGCCUGAAUGAACUAAUAGGACACGUUUUGUUAAUUCACUUGGUAAAACUAUGUGCAUACAAUUUUUUAUUGCAAGUAGAAUAUUAGGUAUUUUUUUAAAGAAUGCCGAUGUAUUAUUUUAUAAUGAUCCUGACUGGCUUCUUUCAACCAAUGUCAGCUGAACAAAUGUUAAUUAAACCUGUCAAGUGGAUUAAAUAUGGCCAGUCUUGCCCAGUGCACUAAUUUAGUAAGACCUAGUGGUGCUUCCAUAAUUUGAGGGGGGAGGAGAAAGCUUUCGGAUGCAGAUUAUAAUGACUGCAAUAUGGGCCUGUUGGGGUAUGUUCAAUAUUAUGACAAAAAGCACAAUCCUCCAAUGUAGCUAUGAGAGCAUUUGGCAUACUGUUGUUGAGGAUUAAUUAUUUUGCAUAUGAUGUCCAAUUCCAUUGAUGCCAUUUCCCUACUGCUUGUCAGUUGGGGUUAAAAUUCUUGCACUAUCAGAUGUGAAUAGGCAAAUGUUUUGUAGUUCAUAAGGAUAUUAAAUUUGACCCUGUUUUUGGAUAAAAUACUGCCUUUAACAGAAAUCAGAAAAUCCUUGCUUUUGAAUAAGGAAAGCAAAUGUGCUGAACAUUUCAUGAACUUUGAGCUUUCUCUUUAUCUACACUCCUCUUUCAAAAUACAACCCAUUGGCUUUUUGGACUGAAGUAUGUGAUGGAAAGAGGGAGUUUUCAUUAUAACUGAACAAUUAACACAUGAACAUUUUUUAAUUUCUGUUGUUAGGUGUGCCUUCUACCUUUUGGCUGCACUAAACUUUAUAAAACAUCUUAUUUUGUGCCUGAAAACAAUGGCAUAACUAGGCAGGGAAAAAUCAAGCCCUUGUUACCAUGCCUACUCAAAUGGCUUCCAAUGUAAAUUAUGGAAUAUGUAACAAAUUUACAAAUAAACAUGCAUUAAAUCUACUGAGCUUGAGUAUGAA
Messenger RNA from Stegostoma tigrinum, 2668 nucleotides. RefSeq names its product cyclin A2 (gene ccna2). Gene Ontology annotation, cellular component: nucleus; cyclin A2-CDK2 complex; cytoplasm. The coding region runs from base 153 to 1445 and encodes 430 amino acids. Lineage: Eukaryota; Metazoa; Chordata; Chondrichthyes; Orectolobiformes; Stegostomatidae. Gene Ontology annotation, molecular function: cyclin-dependent protein serine/threonine kinase regulator activity. Gene Ontology annotation, biological process: regulation of cyclin-dependent protein serine/threonine kinase activity; mitotic cell cycle phase transition. The transcript is spliced from 9 exons. The record is from RefSeq and is a predicted model, not a curated record.